This is a messenger RNA of Hyla sarda, 2976 nucleotides long. RefSeq names its product solute carrier family 30 member 7 (gene SLC30A7). The record is from RefSeq and is a predicted model, not a curated record. Gene Ontology annotation, biological process: transmembrane transport; intracellular zinc ion homeostasis; zinc ion transport. The transcript is spliced from 11 exons. The coding region runs from base 349 to 1593 and encodes 414 amino acids. Gene Ontology annotation, cellular component: membrane; Golgi apparatus. NCBI's taxonomy places the organism in Eukaryota, Metazoa, Chordata, Amphibia, Anura, Hylidae. Gene Ontology annotation, molecular function: zinc ion transmembrane transporter activity.
CGUCACUGACGCAAGCGACGUUGGCACGCAGGGGAAACCUUUCCGCCAUCUUUGUUCCUGGCACAGCUGAUCUCUGGGGAAAGCUCCGUCAGCGAAACAGAGCGCAGGAAGUCAGCGGUCCGCUCAUUCAUGGGAUUGGUCGCCAAGUGCCUGGGUGUCAGGUCUCCCGCAACUCCCCGGAAGAAGGAAGCGGGUCCCGGAGCUCGGUGCUGACCGAACAACCGGAGGAAGACAGCGGCUGCCCGGGCACCGGUAACAUAAGAGAGUGCGGUGGUGAGACGGUCCUGGGAGCUAUAACACCCGAGUGCGGGGCCGGGUCAGCGGGUGUCACUCUGCUCGGGGGUCAGGAUGCUGCCCUUGUCUAUUAAGGAUGAUGAGUAUAAGCCGCCGAAAUUCAACCCGCUGCGGAAAGUGUCCGGCUGGAUCAGGUCGAUCUUCUCGGACUCCACAUCUAGGAAUCUCUUCUGCUUUCUCUGCUUGAAUCUCUCAUUUGCAUUUGUGGAGCUUUUUUAUGGAAUAUGGAGCAACAGCUUGGGGUUGAUCUCCGAUUCUUUUCACAUGUUUUUCGAUUGCACAGCGUUGUUAGCCGGCCUGGCAGCUUCUGUCAUCUCCCGGUGGAAAACAAAUGAAGCGUUCUCCUACGGGUUUGUACGGGCAGAAGUCCUGGCGGGUUUUGUGAAUGGUCUCUUCCUGAUUUUCACAGCCUUUUUUAUCUUCUCAGAGGGAGUGGAGAGAGCCCUGGACACCCCCGAGGUCCAUCAUGAUAGGCUGCUCCCAGUAUCUGUCCUGGGAUUCCUUGUAAACCUUAUUGGAAUAUUUGUGUUCCAACAUGGCGGAAAUCAUCAUGGGCACUCACAUGAUGGCGGUCACGGGCACAGUCAUUCUUUAUUUAAUGGUUCCGUGAGUCAGGGGCAAAGCCAUAGCAGUGGACAUGGGCACAGUCAUGGCGGAGAUCAUGGGCACAGUCAUGGCGGAGAUCAUGGGCACAGUCAUGGCGGAGAUCAUGGGCACAGUCAUGGCGGAGAUCAUGGGCACAGCCAUGGGGGUGGUGGUCACGGACACAGCCAUGGAGAAGAUCACAGCCAUAAACAUGGACUUGGAUUUGUUUCCUCAUUCUCUGAUCAACCACCUGAGGAGCAUAGAGGAUCCAGCAAACAGAUAUUAGAAGGGGUAUUUUUGCACAUUGUUGCGGACACACUAGGCAGUAUCGGUGUGAUCAUCUCCACUAUCCUGAUGCAGCGUUACGGGUGGAUGAUUGCGGAUCCGAUUUGCUCAAUGCUCAUUGCUUUGCUUAUCUUCGUCAGUGUUAUUCCCUUACUUAAGCAGUCUAUCGGUAUCCUGAUGCAGAGAACUCCUCCAUCCCUAGAUUAUUUGCUUCCUGAUUGUUACCAGCGGGUGCAGCAGUUGCAGGGCGUCUAUCAUCUACAAGACCCUCACUUCUGGACUCUCUGUACCGAUGUUUAUAUCGGGACCCUGAAGCUGGUGGUAGGCCCCGAGGCAGACUCUCGCUGGAUUCUUAGUCAGACUCAUAAUAUUUUCACACAGGCUGGUGUCAGGCAGCUGUACGUACAGAUAGACACCGCGGCCAUGUGAACCUUCGUCAGACCUCAUCUCUCGGACCAAAGCACCAACGCUAACACUAGGACCUGAGCUCAGGCUCUGAAAAAAAAAAAAAGCCACUGCAGGGAUGCACCCAUCGGGACCAAGCAUCUCCACAUGAUGUUCAUGUCUGGAGAGGGGGUCUUCCACUUGUGCCACAUUUCCUUCAAAACUCAAAUCAACUUUUUUUUUUUAAUAUACAGAAUACGGGACAUCAUGUCUGACGUUGCCUUCUUUUUAGCAUCUCGUUGGGUCUCUGUCCAGGAUUGAGCCUCAUCGGGCUUAUAUCUCCAUGUAAUACCGAUCGAAAUACAGUCGUUCUCCCAGCCGUACCGUACAGCGUGUAAGCACCUUAGGCAUAUCAACUCUGAAUUUACUUGUACUGUGAAACCAGGUUUGCCCCCUCCCCCCCCCCCCCCCCCCCAAUCUCUGGACACCGGAGACAACAUUUGAAUUUGACAUAUAAUGUCCGGGUACUGUUGGGUUUUAAUCAGACCGUCCUUCAUAUUGACACAGGGGAGGCUGCAGUAUUACCUGGCAGGGAAUGCUUUGGAUUUACUCGCGCCCCUCUGUUUUUUUUGGAAACUGUUGCGUUCUGCAAAUGGAUUAUUUUUAUUUUGGUUUAGGCAAUGUGUAGAUAUCUCUGACCAGUGUUAAAAAAAAAAAAAAAAAUAAUAAUAUCUGAACUCGCAACACUGCCGGUGCGAAAAGCAAACGGGACAGCACGGAUAUCGCCUGCAAAUGGAAAACUGGAUAGAAUACUUACCCAAGUGCCUUCCCCGACCGCAACGUUGGGAGACGACGUUUCCGCAGCACAAGGAGGGAGGCGAGUCUGCGCCGCCUGCGUUCUCCGAUGUCGUGACUUUUCUGCCCUACAUAUCCAUCUUGGAACAUAUUACGUGAUGCAAAAAUGACUGAACUUGCACCCUCCAGUGCUGCUAUCUAUAUAUAUAUCGAUCCAGUGAUGUCCGCCCGUUCCUCGUGCACACGGACUUCUUCUACCUGCCUUUUUACGGAACUUUAUAAUCUAUCGCCCUUCAAAUGAUGUUCAGAUAAAAUGGUAUGACUGUAUCCGGCUCGUUCCGCCGGCGUCCACGGGAGGAAUAAAGGGCUAGAGAAUAUGUCCUGGGACGUAUAGGUGCAAUGCAUUCUUCUGUCGUAUUCCUGUCGUAUUCUUUUAUUUUAAUUUUUUUAACCAUUUUUUUUUUCUUCAUUUGAAGGAUUUUUUUAUUUUUUUUUAUUUUAAGGAAUUAUGAAUUUUUUUUCAUCACGAGUAAAGGCAUAAGAGUUAAUAAUAGUUUACAUAAUGUUCGCAAGUUUACUUUGAACUAUUGAUGUCACCCAGUGAAUUUAUUGGCUCCGUAAUCCUUGGAACAG